Cyprinodon tularosa is the source of this 2896-nucleotide messenger RNA. RefSeq names its product divergent protein kinase domain 1B (gene dipk1b). Bases 359 to 1657 code for a protein of 432 amino acids. NCBI's taxonomy places the organism in Eukaryota, Metazoa, Chordata, Actinopteri, Cyprinodontiformes, Cyprinodontidae. The transcript has 5 exons. The record is from RefSeq and is a predicted model, not a curated record.
GGAUCGCAGGGGCUGGGCUGGGAGACAGAGCGCACUGCCUGCAUCAUUGUUUCUCUAUUGAUGGGAUGAGGAGCAGCCUGGCAUCACAUUAAAUCAGCGUUUCUGAAAGCGAAUGAUGAUGUUGUUGGAUAUUUCCUUGUGAGGCUGAAAUCCCUCCUUUUCAAGGAUGCGCUCCUUUCUUUUCUCCCCAUCUGAAGCGAGUGAUGUCUGUUAGAGUCAGUAGGUAGAUCCCAUCUGAAAGCAGCCUAAAAUGCCUGAUCAUUUGGAAGGGGACCGCCUGCCGUGGGGUGCGGUGAGGAUGUGAUCUUUACCGGGAUUUCCGCUUUCUGGCUCCGCUGUCUCCUCUCCGCCGCUCAGGAUGCCCAGGGCUCUGCGGAGACUGCUGCAUGUGAUGCUCUUCUGCCCGCUGUCCAAAGGCCUGCAGAAUCGUCUGCCAGCCAUCAAGGUGAAGUACCUUCUCCUCGCCUGGUUGGGCAUUCUUAUCAUCAGCUGGAUUGUCUACAUGCAGUAUGCCUCGUAUGCCGAGCUGUGCCGCGGGCAUGUGUGCCAAAUGGUCAUCUGUGAUCACUACAGAAGAGGCAUCAUUUCAGGCUCAUCAUGUAAGGCUUUGUGUGAUCAGAAAACCUUGACUCUGCACCGCUGCAUGUCUACUUCCUCAACCCAUCAGAUCUACAUUGGACUAUGGAAAGAUAGGCCAGUGGUGAUCAAAUGUGGCAUUGAGGAUCCAGUGAACAUAGAUGGAGUCCCAGACACCUUGCCAAGGCCAGAAAUGAGUUUAUUUGACAAACCGACUCGUGGAACCUCAAUGGAUGAAUUUAAAGAGAUGUUGCACAGUUUUCUUAAGGUUAAUCUCGGGGAACAGCCAACUUUAAGCGCCUUGGUGGACAGGUUCAUCACUCUUGCCGACGUCAACCAGGAUAACAAAGUGUCUCUUGCAGAGGCCAAGUCCAUUUGGGCUUUGCUUCAUAUUAACGAGUUCCUCCUGAUGGUGGCGCUGCAGGAGAAGGAGCACACACCAAAACUGCUAGGCUUUUGUGGAGACUUGUAUGUAACAGAACGAGUGACCCAUAGCUCCCUUUACAGGCUGGAGGUCCCUCACUACCUUAAAGCAGUCGUCCCAGAGGCCCUUAGCUCUAGUCUUAACCACUGGCUGGCGCCAUCCUGGCCCCGAAGGGCGCGUAUCACCAUCGGCCUGCUAGAGUUUGUGGAGGAAGUCUUUCAUGGAUCAUACGGGAGUUUCCUUAUCUGUGAUGCCAGCCCUUACCACGUAGGUUACAAUGCUAAGUACGACUGCAAGAUGGCCAGCCUGUACAGCGUGGCAUCAGAUGCCAUGGUGCGAUCUUUUUUAAAGGGUCGACGGUGUGAGAACAAUGCCGACUGCACUUAUGGCAGAGACUGCACGGCCACGUGUGACCGACUGAUGAAGCAGUGCAAUACUGAGGUUGUUCAGCCUAAUCUUGCUAAAGUGUGCAUGCUGCUGCAGGAUUACCUGCUGUUUGGAGCUCCCUCAGACCUGCGGGGGGAUCUGGAGAAGCAGCUACGCACCUGUGUGACACUCAGUGGUUUAGCAAGCCAGAUGGAAGUUCAUCACUCAUUGGUUCUUAACAACCUGAAGACAUUGCUGUGGAAGAAAAUUUCCAACACACAGUACUCCUGAACAUAAACUUAGCCAACACAUUCCCAGUCUUAUGUGUAAACCAUAAAAAAAAUAAAUAAAAAAAAAACAGCUUUUUUUUUUUGGCUUCUGAAGUUUUGCCAAAUGGUAUAACCAAUUUGCUCAUUUGUGUUAUUAUCAUCCGAGAUGCAGUUCUGUGAAAAAGUAUUUACCCUCUAAAGAAUUUCCUAUUUUAUCUUGUUUUGUCAUCCUCUUGACAUUUGAAAUUUUCAUUUUUUUUAUGGCAGGCAAACACAUCAAUCGUCUAAGGAAGUUAAUGAGGUUGUUUUUAAUUUUUAUGAGUCUCCAAUGAACCUCGCUGAUAGAAAUUAACCACAAAUGGAUAAAACCUGAGAGUGGUAUUCCUUUCAGGGGUGAAACAUUCCUCACCUCCAUGACGACAUCAAUAAUUUACAAACAAGAUAACAAAAUAAUAUAAAACUAUUUAAAGCAAUGUAGGCCUUAUUUGCCUCAGUUUUGUCAGGGUUGAUGAUUUACCAAUCAGAAGAGAUGAGGGUAAUCGCUUCAUGGAAAAUUUUAAAGGUAAAUCAUUGUUGAUAAAAAGAACCAGGCCCAUAUUACACUUGCUAAAAGUAUCUAGACGUUCCUUAAGACUGCCACAAUAACAUAAAUCUCCAGUAGAAAAUCAGUACACUGACAGUCAAACAUGAUGUUGUGAUUGUCUGUGCUUUACUGCUACAGAACUUGCUCUACAUAUUGUAAAUGAUAAUCCUAAAUGAGUAUGUCUGAUCAACAGCUUAAGCUCUUGUAGAUAUAUAUAUAUUUUUUUUUUAUCUAAAAGGCACAUGGAAGCCGACCUCUAAGUGAUUAAAGCAAAAAAGGGGCAAAUAAGCUUUUAAAGGGGUCUAUAAAAGUCAGGACCUUAAAUAUGUUCAUAAAUAUACCAAUGAAUUUGAACAACUUUGCAGAGAAUGGCUCCAGGUUCUUCAUGCAAACAAAGGGCUCCUUGUGAGUUACAUUAAACAUUUCAUGGCAGCGUUUGCCACCGAAGGUGGCACACACCCAGUUGUUAGGCUUAGGAAGUAAGUACUUUUAUUUGCUGUCUCUAUGGAAACUGUGAACUGACAUUUAUAACCUCAAUCAAGAGAAUCAGCAAGCCCAAAUUUCUCAUGACAUCAGUUAUUUUAAAGUCAUUGGUUUGCCAGACAUUCAUUUGCACAUAUAUACUCAGGACAAUGCCUGUAACUUCAUCUGUUCCAUUAAAGUAGUUUUGAAAGUAAA